UGCUUCCACAGUCAUGUUGAGAGCCGGGGAACCGGGCUCUUUGGCCGCGCUGGCCUCCACCCUUCUUUUGGGAUGCGGGGUUGCGUUCUCCAUCGGACAGAACGACACAGAACCUGUAGUUUUGGAAGGAAAAUGUUUAGUUGUGUGUGACUCGAACCCUUCCGCCGAAGGAGGAGUGACCUCGUCGUUUGGGAUUUCUGUCCGAGCUGCUGGGGCAAAAGUGGCUUUUUCAGCCGUCAGAGGAACUAAUCAUGAACCAUCAGAGAUGAGUAACAAAUCAAUGACAAUAUACUUUGAUCAGGUUCUAGUGAACAUUGGAAAUCAUUUCGAUCUUAAGGCGAGUGUAUUUCAAGCUCCGCGGAGAGGCAUUUACAGCUUCAGUUUUCACGUUGUGAAGGUCUACAACCGACAGACAAUUCAAGUCAAUCUGAUGCACAAUGAAUACCCAAUAAUAUCUGCUUUUGCCGGUGAUCAAGAUGUCACUCGCGAGGCAGCGAGUAAUGGAGUUCUGCUGCACCUGGAGCGCGAGGAUAGACUCUAUCUCAAACUGGAGAGAGGGAAUCUCAUGGGCGGGUGGAAGUACUCCACAUUCUCUGGCUUCCUUGUUUUCCCUCUCUAAUUUCAUAUCAUUUAAAUGCAGGGUUGGGAGAGUUACUUUUAAAAUGUAUUCCACUACAGAUUGCAGAAUAGGCUACAUGCUUUAAAUGUAAUUUGUAAUGAAGGCUAUUCCAUUAGAUUACUCAAGGUCAUUAACGUAUUCUAAAUACUUUAGACUACUUCAGCACUGAUAGAUUUUUUUCACUUGUUUUGACUAUAUAAACUCUGCCAGUACUGUAAGCCAAAAUAGCUACACAUGUUAAAAAUACAUUCUCUGAAAAACCUAAAUAACUUUAAGGAGUUGUAGAUAUUUUUACAGAAAAAUACAAAUAAAUCUCAUCAAGAAUAAUAUAUACAUUAAUAUCAAAGGUCUUACUAGAGAAAAAAAUAUAUGAUCUAACGUGGAUUUUCUCGAUAAAUAAUUGCACCUUGUAACAGGUGCAUGUCAAAUGGCUAUAAAUAGCAUUUUAACUUAGCAUAAAGCUAAGUUCACAUGACAAUUUACUCAAGGUUUAUUUCUAUUUCUAUUGCUCCAAACUUACUUCUCUGUCUGCUCGUAUGAAUGUAACACAUCAUAAGAAAUUGUUUCACCACUGUUCAAACGCACUUUGGAUCACAGCAUUUAUAUGGAUAAAUGUUUUCCAAUUGAAUAGACUAAAUAUUAAAUGGAACAAAUGACAAUAAAAUGCAAAGUAAUCUCUUCAGUAAUCAAAAUAAAUUUAGAAUGUAACUGUAUUCUGAUUACCAACAAUUCAAACUGUAACUGUCGUGGAAUACAGUUAAUACUCCCCAACCCUGUUUAAAUGGCUCAGAAUGAAGUCUAAGUGGUGUGUUUAAAUAUUUGUGAGAUUCAAAAGCAAGUAGGACAGUCAUGACCAUUUCAUGUGUCUGCAUAUUGCUUUGGAAAAGAAUGAUUAUCUUAGUGUUACUGUCUCAAUGCAUUUUCUUGCAUUCAGCAGCAUAUUUUGCACGAAGUGAGUUUUGUUACAUGCUCGUCAUUGAAUUUCUUUUUGUAAAGCCCUCAUAAAUGUGAUGUUUAAUAUGAGCGAAGUACAAAAACAGCCCUUUCUCUGUAAUUGUUGUUGUUGUUCAGCUUAAUGUAUAGAUAAGCAAUGGUAUCUGAUUUUUUUAUAUUACUUGAAUGUAAAUAUACCCUGUCAUAAACACAAGGAAUGUAUUUAGAAGUGUUCUAGCACUUUUGUUUUGUUUGCGGAAAAAGGCUAAUAAAGACAUUUAAG
This is a messenger RNA of Xyrauchen texanus (razorback sucker), 1835 nucleotides long. RefSeq names its product cerebellin-2-like. The transcript is spliced from 3 exons. Gene Ontology annotation, molecular function: protein binding. The record is from RefSeq and is a predicted model, not a curated record. Bases 14 to 619 code for a protein of 201 amino acids. Lineage: Eukaryota; Metazoa; Chordata; Actinopteri; Cypriniformes; Catostomidae.